AUGUUCAGCUCCGUACGUGAUGGAUAUUACAAUGAGCAACGACGAAUCAGAAAAGCAUCACAAGCAUUUGGAAAUCGUGCGAAGUUCGCGCCGAUCAAUGUUUCGACUGAGACUAAUGAAAGUCAUCCGGAAGAAGAGAUGAAGGAUCGAGAAGGCAGCUCCUCACAGUCUCCGCAUGGAUCAAAGGAGAAUUUUGAUGACGAGGACAGGGAAGCACCGGAGGCGGGCGAUGAGCCGGAUACAGAACGGCAAUCUGUCGGAGUGGAAUUCUCAGCAACCGGAGCAGUUCAGGACUGGUUGGUGGCCGCAGAUGCGCUGGAUGAAGGGAUCCCAGAAAUCCGAGCCUCCGUACCAUCAGUAGUAGCACCGACGACGAUGGUUCGCAAUAAGUCAAAUAAUUAUCUUUGCCCUCCGGAAGUGUAUCGGUGA
This is a messenger RNA of Gongylonema pulchrum, 429 nucleotides long. The record is from the annotation of a GenBank genome assembly. NCBI's taxonomy places the organism in Eukaryota, Metazoa, Nematoda, Chromadorea, Rhabditida, Gongylonematidae.